Messenger RNA from Gopherus evgoodei (Goodes thornscrub tortoise), 1840 nucleotides. It is a transcript of the gene SF3A3, whose product is annotated as splicing factor 3a subunit 3. The transcript is spliced from 17 exons. Lineage: Eukaryota; Metazoa; Chordata; Testudines; Testudinidae. The coding region runs from base 102 to 1607 and encodes 501 amino acids. Gene Ontology annotation, cellular component: spliceosomal complex; nucleus. Gene Ontology annotation, molecular function: RNA binding; zinc ion binding. The record is from RefSeq and is a predicted model, not a curated record. Gene Ontology annotation, biological process: mRNA splicing, via spliceosome.
CGGGCCGGAGAAGGGGGAGCACUGAGCGGGAGGGUUUCCGGUCGGGGCCGUGAGGGGGAGCACCGGGAGGGAGGGUUCCGGCUGGCGGGCGCGCGGGGAAGAUGGAGACGAUCCUGGAGCAGCAGCGGCGCUACCACGAGGAGCGGGAGCGGCUCAUGGAUGUGAUGGCCAAGGAGAUGCUGAUUAAGAAAUCCACGUUACGUGACCAGAUUAACUCUGAUCACCGCACCCGAGCAAUGCAGGAUCGGUAUAUGGAAGUGAGUGGAAAUCUGAGAGACUUGUAUGAUGAUAAGGAUGGGUUACGGAAGGAGGAGCUCAGCGCCAUUUCAGGGCCAAAUGAGUUUGCAGAAUUCUAUAAUAGACUAAAACAGAUCAAGGAAUUUCACCGGAAGCACCCAAAUGAGAUCUGUGUGCCGAUGUCAGUGGAAUUUGAGGAACUGUUGAAAGCCAGAGAGAACCCCAGUGAAGAGGCACAAAAUCUAGUGGAGUUCACAGAUGAAGAAGGUUAUGGCCGGUACUUGGAUCUUCAUGAUUGUUACCUCAAGUACAUUAACUUAAAAUCAUCAGAGAAACUGGAUUACAUCACAUACUUAUCCACAUUUGACCAACUCUUCGAUAUUCCCAAAGAGCGAAAAAAUGCUGAAUAUAAAAGGUAUCUUGAAAUGCUUCUUGAGUAUCUGCAGGAUUACACAGAUCGGGUGAAGCCACUGCUGGAUCAGAAUGAACUUUUUGGGAAGAUUCAGAAUGAGUUUGAGAAGAAGUGGGACAAUGGAACGUUCCCUGGUUGGCCGAAAGAGACCAGCAGUGCACUUACCCAUGCUGGAGCCCAUCUGGAUCUCUCAGCCUUUUCCUCUUGGGAGGAAUUGGCCUCCCUGGGACUGGACAGAUUAAAAUCUGCUUUACUGGCUUUGGGUCUGAAAUGUGGCGGUACUCUGGAAGAGCGUGCUCAGAGGCUGUUCAGCACAAAAGGCAAAUCUUUGGAAGCCCUUGAUUCUUCCUUGUUUGCCAAGAAUCCAAAGACAAAAGGAAGCAAAAGGGACACAGAGAGGAACAAAGACCUUGCGUUCCUGGAAGCUCAGGUCUACGAGUAUGUGGAAAUUCUUGGGGAACAGAGACAUCUCACCCAUGAGAACGUGCAGCGUAAACAAGCACGCACAGGGGAAGAGAGAGAGGAGGAAGAGGAGGAGCAGAUCAGUGAAAGCGAAAGUGAAGAUGAAGAGAAUGAAAUAAUUUACAACCCUAAAAAUCUGCCUCUUGGCUGGGAUGGCAAGCCUAUCCCCUAUUGGUUAUAUAAACUGCAUGGUUUGAACAUCAAUUACAACUGUGAGAUUUGCGGUAACUACACCUACCGAGGGCCCAAAGCUUUCCAGCGGCACUUCGCAGAGUGGCGUCAUGCUCAUGGGAUGAGAUGCCUGGGCAUUCCCAACACAGCUCAUUUUGCUAAUGUCACACAGAUUGAAGAUGCAGUCUCUUUGUGGGCAAAGCUGAAGCAGCAGAAAGCUUCGGAGAGAUGGCAGCCUGACACAGAGGAGGAAUAUGAGGAUUCCAGUGGGAAUGUGGUGAAUAAAAAGACCUAUGAAGACUUGAAACGUCAAGGGCUACUGUAACUUUCUCUGGUUGGAGGAUUUGGCUCCUCUGAGGCCCUUGGUGAAGCACUCUGAGCCCUGUGCUUUCUUCUCUGUACUUUUGCAUUUUCUGUUCUGCAUGAACAUACAUUUCAAAGACACUUUGUAGAAUCACUUUCUUGUAAGUCCCUUCUUGUGCAGACAGAGUCGUGAUGGUCCAAAAUGUAUUUUAUACUAAAAGAUACUGCAAAAAUAAACUGAUUUUAGUGUAGGAA